Molecule: messenger RNA, 714 nt
Organism: Trichoderma virens Gv29-8
Lineage: Eukaryota; Fungi; Ascomycota; Sordariomycetes; Hypocreales; Hypocreaceae
Gene: ras2
Product: ras-like GTPase Ras2
Exons: 2
Coding region: 1-714 (237 amino acids)
Biological process (GO): signal transduction
Cellular component (GO): plasma membrane
Molecular function (GO): GTPase activity; GDP binding; GTP binding
Source: RefSeq, a predicted model, not a curated record
AUGGCGGGCAGAAUGGUGCUGUACAAGCUGGUGGUGCUGGGCGAUGGUGGUGUUGGCAAGACGGCCUUGACCAUCCAGCUGUGUUUGCAGCAUUUCGUCGAGACGUACGACCCGACAAUUGAGGAUUCGUACCGCAAGCAGGUUGUUAUCGAUGGCCAGCCCUGCAUGCUCGAGGUUCUCGACACGGCCGGCCAGGAGGAAUACACAGCGCUGCGAGACCAAUGGAUCCGAGACGGUGAAGGCUUUGUUCUAGUCUACAGCAUCGCAUCCCGCUCGUCCUUUACACGCAUCAAGCGCUUCCACCACCAGAUCCAGCGCGUCAAGGAGUCAGUAGCCUCUUCGCCCUCAUAUCCGGGCUCCCCUCUAUCUGCUGCCAGCCCGCAGCUGCCCGUACCCAUUAUGCUUGUGGGCAACAAGAGCGACAGAGUCACCGAGCGCGAGGUAUCAACCCAGGAGGGACACGCCCUGGCUCGGGAGCUUGGCUGCGAGUUUGUCGAGGCCUCGGCCAAGAAUUGCAUCAACGUCGAAAAGGCCUUUUACGACGUCGUCAGGAUUCUGCGCCGACAACGCCAGCAGGCCUCGCGCCCCGCUGCGGGCGCAAGCGGCCGAGCUCGAACAAGCAAUGGUGAUGUAGGCGGCGGAGGCCGAGACACGCACAAGUAUCGGCGCGGCAAGGACGGCGAGAAGGGCAAGUCCAAGUGCAUCGUCUUAUGA